Messenger RNA from Linderina pennispora, 1221 nucleotides. Its product is annotated as MFS general substrate transporter. The coding region runs from base 1 to 1221 and encodes 406 amino acids. Gene Ontology annotation, molecular function: transmembrane transporter activity. Lineage: Eukaryota; Fungi; Kickxellomycota; Kickxellomycetes; Kickxellales; Kickxellaceae. Gene Ontology annotation, biological process: transmembrane transport. Gene Ontology annotation, cellular component: fungal-type vacuole membrane. The transcript is spliced from 2 exons. The record is from RefSeq and is a predicted model, not a curated record.
AUGGAUUGCACCAGCGAGUUCCCCAAAUACACUCGCUACGGCGUCCUGGCCAGCUGCUUCAUACUGACGGGGCUUUCCUGUGGGUCCCUCCAUGCAUGGGGAGUGCAGCAAGAGUACUUGACGGCGCACGAUUUUGCCAACGACCCAGGACGAAUCAAGACACUGAGUUAUAUUGGCACACUGAUGUACUUUGGAAUAUACAUCUGGGGCAUGUUGGCGGGCUGGCUGGCCGAAGUGUGGUCAUAUAGGAUGCUAUGCUUUAUUGGCGUUGUCUGUUUGGCAGUUGGUCCGCUCGCGGCGUCUUUUUGCAGUGAGCCAUGGCAGUUUUGUCUUACCCAAGGGAUAAUUUUCGGACUGGGCUGCGGCCUCGUAUACAGUCCUGCAUCGACAGCCCCAGCGCGGUGGUUCACGAGACGGCGCGGCAUGGCCACGGGCCUAGCGCUUUCGGGCGUGGGCGUCGGUGGGCUGAUAAUAGCGCCACUGACCGAGUUCCUUGUCCGGCACAUCGGAGUCCCCUGGAGCCAGCGCAUAUCUGCGAUGUACACGAUAGUAUUUGGUGCCAUCGCGUGCUACUUUGUGCGCGUGCCGUUCCAAGACAAAAGCCGCACGCUGCGGAAUUUCGACUGGAAGGCGUUCCACGACCGGCGGUUCGCAAUACAGGCCCUGAUGGUGUUUUUCGCCACGGCAGCGUAUCUUGUACCGGUCUCGUAUUUGCCGCAGUUCUGGACCAGCCAUGGGGUGGGGGCGGAGACGGCGUCGGUGAUGAUCGCCAUAUCGAAUGUCUCCAACGCCGUGGGGCGGCUGGCAAUGGGCGUGGCGGCGGACUACAUCGGGGUGUUGAACUCGCUGGUGCUUGGCGUGGGCUGCUCGACAAUUGGUGCUCUAGUCAUUUGGCCGUUUGCUACCAGCGUUGGCUCGGGGCUGGUGAUGGGGAUUAUUUACGGAUUUGGCUCCGGCGGAUACUGGACUCUGGUGCCGCUGGCGGCAGCCAAGCUGUUUGGCAUUGAUAAACUGGCCAGCAACACAGGCAUAUUCUACACGCUGUCGGCGCUGAGCGCGUGGAUUGGUAAUCCGGUCGGUGGCGCAAUUCUGGCGAACUCCAGGCACGGCUCGCAAUACCUCGGGAUGAUUAUGUAUGUUGGGGCGCUGUGGGCAGUGUCGUUUUUCUUUGCUUCAUACAACAGGCUGUCCUACUCGCGGCAGGUGUUUGUCAAGGUGUAG